AUGAACAUUGAAGAACAGAGCCGGCUUCUAACGCACGAAGAGAUGAAAGGUCUUUUGGAGAAGUGCAAGCCAAUAAAAAAGUGCACAGAAAUAGAAACAAUGAAAUAUACCGUACAAUCUAUAAUCAGCCAACCGCAUGCACCGCUUGCCCUAAAAGAAAAGCUAUUGGGGUAUGGAAUAACUGAAUUUGAAGCAGUGCAGCUGAUUAAUACUCCAGCACGGAAAAUACUUGAUCUGUAUGUUAUAGUAGAGGAGCUAGAAGAGCGCCUGACAGAAGAGAAUAUAGGAGAAAUAAUUGCUCUUCUUUCUCCAUAUGCAGAAUAG
This is a messenger RNA of Nematocida parisii ERTm1, 324 nucleotides long. RefSeq lists its product as uncharacterized. Bases 1 to 324 code for a protein of 107 amino acids. The record is from RefSeq and is a predicted model, not a curated record. Gene Ontology annotation, cellular component: RNA polymerase complex. NCBI's taxonomy places the organism in Eukaryota, Fungi, Microsporidia. The transcript has a single exon. Gene Ontology annotation, biological process: DNA-templated transcription initiation. Gene Ontology annotation, molecular function: nucleotide binding.